AUGCCGCUCUCGCCCGCGCUCCUCCUGCUGCUGCUGCUGCUGCUGCCGCCGCCGGCCCCGAGCUUCGGGCUCCGCGGCGCGGACCUCCCGCGCUCCGAGUGCGGCCCGUGCCGGCCGGAGCGCUGCCCGGCGCCCGCACGCUGCCCGGUGCCCGCGAUCGCGGCGCUCGAUGAGUGCGGCUGCUGCGCGCUCUGCCUGGGCGUCGAGGGCGCGAGCUGCGGGGGGCGCGAGGGCGCGCGCUGCGGCCCGGGGCUGGUGUGCGCGAGCCGGGCCGCGGGGGCGGCGCCCGAGGGCACCGGGCUGUGCGUGUGCGCGCAGCGCGGCUCCGUCUGCGGGUCCGACGGCCGCUCGUACCCCAGCCUCUGCGCACUGCGCCUGCGCGCCCGCCACGCGCCCCGCGCGCGCCCCGGCCACCUGCACAAGGCGCGCGAUGGGCCCUGUGAAUUCGCUCCUGUGGUUGUCACUCCACCCCAGAGUGUUCACAACAUCACUGGGGCACAGGUGAACCUGUCCUGUAAGGUGAGAGCUGUGCCUGCCCCAGUCAUCACUUGGAGGAAGGUCACACACUCUCCUGAGGGCACCCAGAUCUUAGAGGACCUGCCUGGGGACCACAUCAACAUGGCUGUCCAGGUGCGUGGAGGUCCUUCUGACCACGAGGCCACAGCCUGGAUUUUGAUCAACCCUCUGAGAAAGGAAGAUGAGGGUGUGUACCAGUGCCAUUCAACCAAUAUGGUUGGUGAGACGCAGUCCCACGGCACAGUGACAGCUAUAGAUCCGGGGCCUUAGAAUGUCGAUCACAAGAUGACGGCAAAGUCAAGUUAUGGAUCUUUGUGUUUUUCGCUUAGUGAAGACUUGGGAAAGCUGUGUUUGUAGAUGACCUCUUUUGUAUGUUUUCUAAAAUUAAAUGCAAACUAGAUUCGUAUGCAGAUGUAGUUUUUAGCAGGACAGACAUUUGGAAUAUGGAUGUGCAUGAAGCUUUUUUUAUACUUUUGCAAUGAAUUGCUCUGAGGGUUCUUUUUUAAACUCUUCCCACCCCACCCUGGUGUAUUUAUAAUUCUAGGGAGCAUGCGUCCGCUUUGACUCUUGAUUUCAUUAUUUCAUUUUGUCAGUGACCAACAGUGGAGCUUUGUGACAUAGUGUGUCUGCCUGUAGGAGGGGAGGGCUCUGUCUGCCUGACCUCCAACCUGGACAGACCCUCCCUCUCUGGGCCUCAGUCUCUUCACCUGUGAAUGUGGCAUUUGGACUGCAUGCUACCAGUACCCAGCUCUUUCAUCUUUGAGCAAGAUGGUCCCUUAGAACAGAGAUGUAAGUGUUGGCUUGGCAUUCCGUUAAAGUAAGGUGUGGCCAGUUGACUGUAACUAUUACUAUGUCUUUCUUUCUUUCUUUUUUAAGGAGGCUUUGUCCUUCAUAGGAUUUUUUUUUCUAGACUCAGAAGCCCCUUGGAUGGACCUUUGAGAACCAAGAUGCCCACUAGUUAGCCCAGUGUUCUUUAGUCUGGUUGGCCCCUGGGUAUCCAAUUAUAUAAACGGGGUCAGAUGCACAUGGUCCAUUUUCUCACAUGGAGUAUAGCCCUGUGGAAUCCUUGAAAUUGAAUCUUUUUAAAAAUAAUAUUUAUUUAUUUGUUUAUUUAUUUAUUGGAUAGUGACAGCCAGAAAUCAAGAAGGAAGAAUGGGGAUAGACACCUGCAACACUGCUUCGCCACUUGCAAAGCUUUCUCCCUCCCCCCCCGCAGGUGGGGGCUGGGGGCUCGAAACUCGGUCCCUGCGAAUUGUAACCUAUGUGUUCAACCAGGUGCCCUACCACCCAGCCCCAGGAAUUGAAUUUGGCUUGUAAUCCUUCAAGUUCCAGCAUCUCUGGGCUGUGGUAUUAGUAUGGUAGAACACAUUUGACUUGGAGAUGUUUAUGACCUUACCCAGGAAUAAAAUUUUUUUUCUUUUAGAGAUUUAUUUAUUUGUGAGAAAGAGGGAGAGAGAACAAAUAUGUGAUUCUGGCUCAUGUGGUACCAGGGAUUGAACUCAAGACCUUAUGCUUGUGAGUCUUUAUUUACUUCCUGAGCCACUUUUGUUUUCUUUAUGAAUGAGGAAAAAGCAGAGGGAAAAUAAACGUAUUUUACUUUGUUUUCUCUAUAUGUGUCAGGGAAUAAAUUGAAACUUCAAACAUGUAAAGCAUACACUUUGACAAUGAGUUACUUUCCUAGUCCCUUUAGGGUGAAUAUCUGGGCAAAAUAAAAUAAAAUAAAAUAAAUUCCUUAGGUGAUUAAAGUUCUUUGAUGUCAGAAAAGUUCAUGAAAGACUUUCCUGUCUACAGUGAGUCAUUUCCCAGCCAUAGGACAUUUCCCCUUUACAGAUGAAGAGCCCAGACUCAGAAUAAAGCACUGGCCCAAGGUCUGAGGCCUCUGUUAAGGGCCAAAACUAAGGGCACCUGGCCUUCCCGGCAGUCUCCCCACUCGGUGGUGCUGCUUCUCAGGAAAACCCCCUAACUACAGAGAUGCUGCCACUUCCAAAGCAUCCGAUAGGUUCCCUGAUGCUUUUGGGGAUUCUUAUCAAGGCUCAUUUCACCUUUUAAAAAAAUAAAAAUAAGAAAAUAACACGCUCCUCUUUCUCUCAUGGAAUGUAACACUGUGGAAUCCUUCCGGGAGUUGAAUCUUUGACUUUUAACCUGAAGACUGGCAUCACCCUGACCUGCCGCAUGGUAGGAGACUGACUUGGGAUUCUAGAAAUGUGAUCUCUGUUUGGGAAUGUGUCCUGCUCCGGCUUCCUGCAGGACCCUGAGCAAGUCCCCUUUACUGUCAGGACCUCAGUUUGCUUGUUUUGAGUCAGGAAGGGAUGAAGGGAUGGAAGGUUUCCACACUCCACAGCAUCUGAACUCUUACUGUGAACAGAUUCAGAACGGAAACUGAUCUCUCCAGAAGCUGGUCUUCUUACCUCUUGGGAAUUGGGACUGUGAGGAGCUGCUCACGUCCUUCCUUCUCACCACCUCCUAUCCCCUGCCCAUAAUGGCUGUAUUCUCUACCCUGUUUCUAUAGGUACCAUGUCACAUGACUCCUGCACCAAGAAAAUAAAUGUUU
Molecule: messenger RNA, 3067 nt
Organism: Erinaceus europaeus (western European hedgehog)
Lineage: Eukaryota; Metazoa; Chordata; Mammalia; Eulipotyphla; Erinaceidae
Gene: IGFBPL1
Product: insulin like growth factor binding protein like 1
Exons: 5
Coding region: 1-786 (261 amino acids)
Biological process (GO): regulation of signal transduction; regulation of cell growth
Cellular component (GO): extracellular region
Molecular function (GO): insulin-like growth factor binding
Source: RefSeq, a predicted model, not a curated record